Messenger RNA from Magallana angulata, 8934 nucleotides. Its product is annotated as NFX1-type zinc finger-containing protein 1-like. Gene Ontology annotation, cellular component: nuclear RNA-directed RNA polymerase complex; nucleus. Gene Ontology annotation, molecular function: zinc ion binding; helicase activity. The transcript has 4 exons. Lineage: Eukaryota; Metazoa; Mollusca; Bivalvia; Ostreida; Ostreidae. The record is from RefSeq and is a predicted model, not a curated record. Gene Ontology annotation, biological process: regulatory ncRNA-mediated heterochromatin formation. The coding region runs from base 223 to 6384 and encodes 2053 amino acids.
AAACUAUAAGAAUGCGCAAUUUUUAUAUAAGAAGACAGAUCUACGUGCAUGGCAUUUGUCCAAACUUUAAUUCGUUACGUAGAACUUAAAAGUGAAACUACGUGUUUGACUAAAUAAUGGGUAUCAAAAGGACAGCAUCGUCUUGUACGUCCAAAGGUCUGGUGGACUUAUCUUGGUGACAAACAUAGAAGAUUGAAACAGAGGAAGACAUAAAACAUUAAGAUGGCUGACUUUUUUUCUAAAGUAAUUCUGACUCAAAUGUCAUCUGAAUCGUGCUCCCCAGAAGAAAGUCUUCAAUAUAUCACUUCCAUUUUACCUCAGUUGGAAAAGUAUAUACAGAAUAGCUUAACAAGACCACCUGUUUGUACCUCAGAAGAUGUUUUACUAAUGAAAGUUGUUCAUAAUGCUUUAAGAUGUUCAUCACAUCGAGAACUUUCUGUACGGUUGCUCAGUACUUUCAAAGACAGUUCGACUACUGACUUUCUGAUCAGACUGUUGCACACAUCAGAACGCAAUUCAUCUGAAACUGAAAACAACAAAGUAAUCGAAGCAUGUGUUGAAUUAUUAGAGCAUCUUCAUGUAUGCAUGCCUAGUUUUAUUUUGCAAUUACAAGGAUUGAUUUUUACCUUGGAAAAGACAGUGGAGAAAACACCAAAACUUUCGAGACUUACUCAUAGAAUAUUAUCGGUAAAAGAGGCAGUAAAGAGAUCGAUGGAAUUUACCCAAAGGAAAAAAACCACCUCCACAGAAUAUGUUGAUAAACGAAAACCUCCUGACGAUUUUCGAAACCUACCUAUCUUUCCUAGAAAAGAAGAUAUUUUCCCAGAACAGAGGCCGUUUCUGAGGAAAAUCAUUAGGAAUGGUAAAUAUGAAGACUUGGAACACUACCUGGACGUUCAGUUUCGACUUUUCAGGGAAGACUGUCUAACUCAACUUCGUAGUGGUAUUCAGGAAUAUAUACAGGAACGUACGGCAGGAAACAACAAUAUUCGUCGACUUGAAAGUUCCCGCAUUUAUCAUAACGUUAGAAUACUUUUUAGGGAGACCUCUUUGGACGAUAUAUUGCACGUUUUGCAAUUGGAUCAGAACACUUACAAAAACAUAGACUGGAACAAUACUAAAAGACUGCUACACGGUUCUCUCGUUUGUUUAUCUUUCGAUCAUUUUGAGACAUUCCUGUUUGCAACUAUUAUGAGAGCAGAUACCAAUGUUUUGAGUGUAAGGGGUUUGUUUAAAGUCAAAGUAAACCAGACAGAAAAUGAAUUAGAAGACUGCAUUUUGGGGCGCUUGUAUACGAUGAUAGAAAGCACGGCGUUGUUUGAAGCAUAUAGACACGGUCUUGAAAAAUUAAAAUCUAUUGGAGCAGGGAAAUUGGCCUUUGAAAAAUUUUUCGUCAACUGUGAAACAGAAAUAAGGAAAACAGAUUAUUUUGAGAAAGGUCCUGUGUUUGACUUUUCAUCUAUAACGCAUAGAAGACUGGUGAAAAUAAGAAGAUAUGGAGAAAGAUAUGAGAGAGUAAAACAAUACCGAGACUGGCCAUCUUCAGAGGAACUUCAUAUGAAUCCCAUUCAGUAUGAAGCGUUUAAAGCUGCUUUAACAAAUGAGUUUUGUCUGAUACAGGGGCCACCGGGUACAGGAAAGUCUUAUCUUGGCAUCCAAAUUGUUAAGACUUUGCUGGCAAACACAGAAUGCUGGUCUAGAGACAGAACUUCUCCAAUACUUAUGAUUUGUUUUACCAAUCAUGCUUUAGACCAAUUUUUGGAAAGUAUUGUCGAUUCUGUUGAUACAGCUUUCAAGAGUAGAAUUGUAAGGGUCGGUGGAAGAAGCGGCAACAAAGUUAUUGAAGACAUUACCCUGAAAAAGAGAUGUGAUAGAGUGCCUAAGAAAAACAGACUUUUAGAAUUGAAUUUUCUUCAAAACAUGAUCUCCAAAUACAAAAAAAUGAUUAGUCAGCAAAAUUUCACUAUUGUAAAUAAUGAUUAUUUGAGACAAUACAUUCAUUUUCCAAGUCAAAAUUUCACAAAUGAAGAGGAGAAAACAUUAUUUCGAUGGUUGAAUGUUGAUAAAAGAAGCGUUUUGGAUUCCGCUAGUAACAACAACAGAAAAAAGAGAAAGACAAAAAUAAAUGAAUAUUUGGAGGUAGAAAACAACCUUCUUCCAAACAAUAGAUAUGAAAACUGGUUUUAUCAAUUGACAUCAAGCGUAGACGAAAGUGAACAUCAAGAUCCAAGAAUUCAAGAUUCGCCUGUUUUAAACUUUGGAAUGAAUAUACUCCAGACAUGGCGGGCUUUAGCCGUUGAUAACAGUGUGAAGGAAGACAAGAAGUUUUUAGAGCAAGUUGAAUUGGUAAUUGAUGAUAUACUUAGAAAUAUCAAUUUGGAGAAUACCAUGACGGCAUUUGAAGCUGGUUUUUAUGAAACACAAAAUUUAUGGGAAUUGCCAUUGCCAAACAGGUGGAAGUUGUAUAGAUUCUGGCAGAGUCAGUUUUAUCGAAAAAUAUUAUCAAACAUUGAAAACUUCAAAAUAUCUUACAAUGAAAUUCUUGAGAAUUACAGACAGGAAAUCUUCAACAACGAGUACAGAGUUCUGGAGAGAGCUGCACUUAUCGCAAUGACCACAACAGGAGCUGCAAAAUAUCAAAACAUGCUUAAGAUUCUCAGACCACGCAUUGUCAUUAUUGAUGAAGCUGCAGAAGUUCUCGAGGCCCAUAUAGUUGCUUCUCUUCCUUCGUCUUGUGAACAUUUGAUAAUGAUCGGGGAUCACAAACAGCUUGAACCAAAACCAGCUGUAUUUGAACUUGCACAAAAGUACCACUUGUCUUUGUCGUUUUUUGAAAGAAUGAUUAGAAACGGGAUAAGUCAUCACUGUUUAUUAAAACAACACAGAAUGAGGCCGGAAAUUUCUUCUUUGGUGAAGGAAAUUUAUCCAGGUCUACACGACGCAGAAAAUGUCAAAGAAUAUGAAAAUGUGAGUGGUAUUGCAAGUAACGUAUUUUUCUUGAGUCAUGGAUUUCAAGAAGAAUAUAGAGAAGAAGGGCGAAGUUACGAAAAUUACUUCGAAGCGGAAUUUACAACUCGGCUUUGUAGAUAUUUAAUAUAUCAAGGGUAUAUAUCUUCUCAAAUUACAGUAUUGACACCUUAUUCAGGACAAUUGCGAUGUUUGACUGGCUUAAAAGACAAUAUAACGAAAGAUAUUCGCUUUUGUAUUGUCGACAAUUACCAAGGUGAAGAAAAUGAUAUUAUAUUGCUAUCUAUGGUCAGAAGCAAUGAUAUUGGAAAACUGGGUUUUUUGGACAAAGAAAACCGAGUAUGUGUUGCUUUGUCGAGAGCAAAACGGGGUUUAUUUGUCAUUGGGAAUUUUGAAAUGAUGCGAAAAUGUGCAAAAAAAACUAAGCUGUGGGAUAUUACAAUUAAAGAUUUGGAGUUGAAAAACUGCUAUGGUACAGAAUUACCCCUCUUUUGUCAAAAUCAUCCGGAAAGAAAAAUAAAAGCAAAACGUGCUGAGGAUUUUGAUAGUUGUCCAGAUGGAGGCUGUAAAGCACUGUGCGAAACACGAUUGCCAUGUGGUCACGCAUGUAGACGAUAUUGUCACCCUGAUGACAAAAUUCAUAAGUCAUAUCAAUGCAAAGUGAGGUGUUCGAAUAUGUGCAUAAAUAAGCACAUUUGCGACAAAAUUUGCCAUUUUCCAGAGCCAUGUAAUUGCACUGUUUUAAUAAAAAAGAAAUUUCAUUGCGGGCACGAAAAUGAAAUACAAUGUUGCAUGGAUCCUAAAGACAAAGAAUGUAGUACAAUGGUCACAAAAUACUUCAGUACCUGUUAUCACAGUAAAGAGCUGGCUUGCCCUGAACCAGUUGAUAAGAUUAAUUGUGAAAAAGUCGUUGAACAUGAAUUGAUUUGUGGUCACACAAUGUCUCUUCCGUGUCAUAAACGUAAAUUUAAAAUCAAGUGCAUCGAAUUCGUGGAAAAAACAUGGUCAUGUGGUCAUUCAGCAUUUAUAGAAUGUGCCGAGUUUGAUAGAGCUAAAUGUAAAAAACAAGUCGUUCGCAAAUCAGAAUGUGGCCAUGAAAAUACAAUGGAAUGUCAUCUUGAUAUCAGUUACUUUGAAUGCAAGCAAGUAGUGGAGAAACAAUUUAAAAAAUGCAGACACAUGAAAAGUGUACCAUGUUAUCUGAACAUGGAGUAUGAAAUUUGCGACGAACCAGUUUUUCUCAAACGAAACUGUAGUCACGAGAUAAAAUUAGAAUGCUUCAAAAUUGAUGGUGAAAUAGAAAAUAUAUGUGAAGCUGUGUGUGGUCGUACUUGUGAAAAGGAGCAUAAAUGCAGAAGACUUUGUCAUUUCCCCGAGAAAUGUAACUGUUGCCAGCUGGUGCAAAAACUGAUACCAAACUGUGGUCAUGUUGCUGUCAUGGAAUGUUGUAAAGACCCAUGUAGAUUUGAUUGCACUGAAAUGAUAGAAAAGGAAGUUAUUGGAUGUAGACACAGUGUUCUGCUAGAGUGUUCAAAUACAAUGGAAAACUUCAUCUGUUCAGAGAAAACUGAGAAAUAUCGCCCUUCCUGUGGCCAUUUAGUAUCUACAGAAUGCUUCAAAGACCCAGAAGCUGCGUUUUGUGAUGCGUUAGUUUCAAGGUCUUUAGAGUGUGGCCAUGUCAGUGAGUUUAAAUGCAGCGAAAAAAACAUAAGGUGUAUGGAAAAAGUGACUGACUUUCUUUCAUGUGGACAUGAAGCUGAAAUUAAUUGCUAUCAAAAAAAAUUUGAUAAUCUGGUUUGUAUAGAGAAACUUGAAUAUAUUUUAGAAUGUGGACAUUUUUAUCCACUCUCCUGCUCUGAAUUUCAAAAAGAUGAAGGACUGGAAGAAAUCAAAUGUACUGAAAACAUUGAAACUACAAUGCCUUGUGGACAUAUUAUUCCUUUAAGUUGUGGUUCUGAUAUAUUGACAAUAAUUUGCACUGCACGCUGUGGUGCCACACUUUCCUGUGGACAUAGAUGUAGUGGAAUAUGUGACAAUUGUUCCCAAAAAGGUUAUCACGACAGGUGUACUGAAUUUUGCAGGAAAGAAAUGCUUUGUGGUCAUGAAUGUGAUGGUGACCUUUGCGAAAGCUGUAAAACUUGCAGAAGGAAAUGCGAAGUAUUUUGUGACCAUAAACGCUGUGAAAAAGACUGCUUUGAAGUUUGUGAUCUUUGUAUAAUGCCAUGUAGCUGGAGAUGUCCUCACUAUGAUUGCUCAUUGCUUUGUCACGAAAUAUGUGAUCGUCCAAGAUGUGUUUUCCCAUGUCCAAAGAAGUUGCAGUGUAAACAUGAAUGCUCAGGUUUCUGUGGAGAGCCAUGUCCACCAUGUUGCCUUCUAUGUGAUUCAAAAACCUUACAAGUAUAUGCAGAAGUGAAAAAUUUACGAUUAGUUUAUCUUCCAGACUGCAAACACUUCUUUGAGUCCAGCUUUCUCGACAAUAUCAUAAAAGAAAUGGCUCCAAAUGAAUCAUUGAUGUUUCUGUUUUGUCCAAAAUGCAAAACCAAUAUCUCCUGGCAUCCAAGGUACAACAAAAUCAUAAAGCUGCAAAGGAAAAGAAGAAAUCUUGCAAAAGCUAUCACGGUAUAUGUAUCAGAAGCAAAAGGUUGGGAAUACUUCCCCUUAUUUUUUCCAUCCUUUUUGAAUUGUCAAAAACUCGUAGAAGACUGUGUAAGCCUUUUAAUAAAUGACAUGGGUGAUCCUCACAAAGACAGUUUGAUUGAAUCUUGUGAUAAAGUCCUAACGCAGAUGAACAGUAUUCGUACUAAGCUGAGACCCUCAUUUGAGCAGUACAGUUCCGUGUACGAUGUCAUCCGUAAAAUUUCGGAAGAUUGGCCAAUGAACUCUAAAGAAAACAACUCAUUAAAAACAAAUGUAAGUGACCAUUUAGAAAACUUUACGAAACAUAUUGGGAAUGAGAUUAUCAAACGUAGUCCCGACACCAACCAAGUAACGCCGAACGGAUCAAAUACAUCUCCUACAAUAUUCCUUAUAGCCGAUCCACAUGCUGAACAUUGGAAAAUUUGCAAACAAGGACAUCCAUACUGCAGCAUUUUCAAAUUUGGUGAAUGUGUGAUCUGCGAGGGACCAAAAGAAAAAUUACGUUAUUCAAAGAAUCUAAGGGAGUACUUGAAUCACGCAUCGUCAGUUGAUCUUAUUGCAGACUGUAAAAUUCCACGAAGAAAAACAGAAGGAGCAGGAGGCUGUAAAACCGACACAUUUCAAACCAAGGAAAAGAACUGUGAAUGCUAUAAUGAGAAACAAAUUGAAGUAAAUUCAGACAAUAAGGCAGAAAAGGACGUGGUGAGAAAGACUAAAGAUAAGCUCUUACCGAGAUGGAAGAAACCCAAGCGACCUAAAUGGUGGGAAGAAAAACUGUGAAUGCUUUUUAGUUGGCUUACACCGAUAAAUCUGUUUUACCCUCUUUAUGGUACAAUACCACACUAUGUAUAAGAUAUCAUUUACUAUAUCCGAAAGAAAAUGUUUGAUAUGUUGAAAUAUGUUCGAAGGGUAGCGGAUCAAUAUUUAAGUUAAUGAACAUGAUCAGACGAGUUCCCUCUCUUUUAAUUGAUGUUGAAUGAUUUAAUUGUUUUAUUAUUACUUAAGAGUCUUGUUAGAUAUUUAAAAUAUUUUUUAUCAUAUGUUAUCAAUUUACAUUAGGUUUACCCCAAUAUGUCUGCGUUAAACUUAAAACGGUAUUCUUACAUUUGCAAUCAUACAUAUAAUUUUAAAAGACACACAGUUCUAGAGAUCAAUACAAAUUUUCUGUUUUUUAUUUUAUUUAAAAUAACCCCACCGUUAUUUUAUCUUUUAAUAUUUACUAAAAGGUCUUUCCACCUUUCAGGUGAAAUUAAAUGCUUGUUAUCGCUAUUCCUCCGAAAUUAUAAGAGAUAUAAAUAUAAACUUUUACCAAUGUCUUUAGUUCACUUAGAGGCUCCCUCAAUCUAUUCCAUCUGAAAGGACCUAAGGCCCCUUUUAUCUACUAUUGCCCAUCAAAGUUUCUUAGGUUCUUGAAAAACACGUACAACUUUUUACUUUACGUCUUAGAGACAUCUGACCGCUUAUGAUUGAAACAUCUACCUCGGCCGAUCAAAAUGACAUAAAGGUCAAAAGUCAAGGUCAUUAAAAAUCUGUAUAAUAAUGAGUUUACAUAUUUCUUUUGUGAAGAAUGGUAUAGAAAAGCUUUUCCAUGGAUGUAAUAGGACUUCCUAUGACAUUUCAAAUAUAGCCCUAAAAGUUUAAAAGUUAUUGCUCCUAUUGUAAAGUAGCUCGUUAUCGCCAUCCCUCUUAAACCGUAAGAGAUUGGAUUCUUAUACCAAUGUCUUUAGUUGACUUUACGGAUCUUUCAAUCUAUUUAUACCAAAAGGAUCCGAUAUGUCCUUAAAGUAGUUAUUGUCCUUGAAAGUUUCUUAAUUUUGUUAAAAACCACUUACUCGUUUUGAACCAAACGUCAUAGAAACAUGGGACAACUUGAAAAUGAGAAGUUGACCUUGGCCAAUUUAAAUGAUAUAAGGGUGAAAGGUUACUUUAAAAAAUCAUAAUUAUUCUUUUUACAUUUUUUAAUGAAAUAAGGCAAUCAUAUCUGAACAAAAAUGUUUAAAACAUAAAUAAAUAUAAGGUGGAAAUCUCUCUAAUUGUUUGAGAUCAAUUAGUCUCCUAAAAGUUCUUAAAUGGUUGGUUUAAAAAGUGAAUUAAAUUGAAACUUUUCAAAUUAAUAUUGAAAAUAAAAUCUGAAAAGUAUUAGUUCUAUUUGUUGUUAAGUGGUAUUAAGGACUGUGUCACUAGAAUUGGAGCUUGGACUACAAGUAAACAAAAGCCUUUCAAAAAUCUGUCUCACACGGUAAUGUAUGUUUUACAUUAAAUCCUGUGGUUAUAAUAAAACAUGUGGUUAUAGUAAAAAGAAAUUACAACGCAGGUAUGUUAAGGAUUCAUGAUUGAUUUCAGAGUGAUGUGUAAAAAUCAUUUGUCUGUACUUCUUACAAGAUAACCCAUGAUCUGCAUUCCAUUCGAUAGCUCUGAGAGAAAGUAUCGUAUCGUCAAAUGUAAAAUGAAUUAUUUUGAAACGGUAAUAAAACCGCGUGUUUCUUUUACGUAUAUGAUGUUAAUAAUAAAGGUUAUUUUUUAAUGCAGGUAUCCAAGAAAUUUUUCGACCAAUUCGAAGCGCCAAUAUCUCGUCAAAAUAAUAAAUAUUAAAUGAAACGCUCGUCACGUGACCAAAAAAUACAUAUAACGUCUAGGUGAUUAGAUCGCAUUCCGACCAUAACAACCGUAUUGUUGUCAUAGAAACAACACAGUGUUUUUGUUUAUCGUACAUGGUUCAAUGAAAGCACGUUUUGUAAUAUUAUUUGGUCUGAACAUAUUUUAUUGAAAUUUAUCAAAUGGAUUGGAAACAAGUUGUAAACUUCUAGUUCCUCUUCACAAUAUAUACCCCAGUGAUUUCAAUCUAAUGUUGCAUUUUGUCGUUAAUAAAAUUAUUUAUGAACACAUUGAACCAGUUUAUCUCGUUUGUCCCAAUUAUUUUGUCAAAGAAAUGGCUAUUUCUUUACUUUACAUUAUUCACACUACAAAUAUAAGACUUGAGCUUUGUAAUUAAAGAAUAUCUUUAUAUUCGUGUCUUAGGUUAACUCUGUUUUUGAAUUCAUAUUAAUAAAGCUGAAUAACUAAUCAUAUGAAAUGAUAAUAUAGUAUCAUUUAGAUUAUCUUUGUUUUCUUUUGAUUCAGGUUGAUUCAGGUGAUUGAUUAAGAUAUACUAUUCACAAACAGCUUGGAACAGACUUGUUGAACUCCCUUUUAAGUCUACACAGGAAUCAAAACUGCAUUGGCUACAAUAUCAAAUUCUUCAUAGGGCUGUUCCUACAAAUAAUUUUAUUUUUAAUAUAUAAAAAACAGUCUGCUGUGUUUACUUUUUUAAAAAUAAAUAAAGAGAGUAUU